ACAACGACGCGUGCGUUUCCUCCUCCGCCUCCGCGCCCUCAGUUAGCUCGUCGUUCCUUCCCUCUCCAUCCGCGCAAUGGAGGCGGCUCUAGACCUAGACCUCGGCGGCGCCGGGCCAGAGGAGACGUGGCGGCGGCGGCCCAAGACGAAGAUAGUGUGCACGCUCGGCCCCGCCUCCCGCUCCGUGGAGAUGUGCGCGCGGCUGCUCCGCGCCGGCAUGUGCGUGGCGCGAUUCAACUUCUCGCACGGCUCGCACGAGUACCACCAGGAGACGCUCGACAACCUCCGCAGGGCCAUGGAGCUCACCGGCCUCAUAUGCGCCGUAAUGCUAGACACCAAGGGACCAGAGAUCCGCACGGGUUUUUUGAAAGAUGGCAAACCCAUUCAACUGAAGAAGGGGAAAGAGAUUACUAUUACCACGGAUUACUCCAUAAAGGGUGACGAGAACUUGAUUUCCAUGAGCUACCAUAAGUUGGCUAUGGACCUAAAGCCUGGGAGCACUGUACUGUGUGCUGAUGGCACCAUAACACUCACAGUGCUUUCUUGUGAUCGUGAGCAUGGACUAGUUAAGUGCAGAUGUGAGAAUUCUGCCCUUCUAGGAGAGAGAAAGAAUGUCAAUCUUCCUGGGGUCAUUGUUGAUCUCCCAACACUAACAGAAAAGGACAAGGUGGACAUCCUGCGGUGGGGUGUCCCAAACAAGAUUGACAUGAUCGCACUCUCCUUUGUGCGUAAAGGAUCAGACCUUAAGCUGGUCCGAAGUGUGCUUGGUGAACAUGCCAGGUCGAUUUUACUCAUGUCAAAGGUCGAGAAUCAGGAAGGUGUCGCUAACGUUGAUGAGAUAAUUGCGAACUCAGAUGCUUUCAUGGUUGCAAGAGGAGAUUUGGGAAUGGAGAUCCCGAUUGAGAAGAUAUUCUAUGCUCAGAAGGUGAUGAUUCAUAAAUGUAAUAUGAAGGGAAAGCCUGUUGUCACUGCAACACAAAUGCUUGAAUCAAUGAUUAAAUCCCCUCGUCCUACACGAGCAGAGGCAACUGAUGUUGCCAAUGCUGUCCUAGAUGGAACUGACUGUGUGAUGCUCAGUGGUGAGACUGCAGCAGGGGAAUAUCCAGAGUUAGCAGUGAAGACUAUGGCAAAUAUCUGUUUAAAAGCAGAGUCAUACCUAGACUAUCCUUUCAUUUUCAAGAAACUCUGUUCAGAAGCCCCAGUCCCUUUGAGCCCACUGGAGAGUUUGGCAUCCUCAGCUGUUCAGGCGGCCAAUGGAUCCCAUGCUUCACUCAUCUUGGUUCUCACAAGGGGUGGUACAACUGCAAGGCUUGUUGCAAAGUAUAGACCGGCCAUGCCUGUGUUGUCUGUGGUUGUCCCAGAGCUAAAGACUGACGACAGUUUUAACUGGGUUUGUAGUGAUGAGGCACCCGCGAGACACAGUCUUAUCGUCAGAGGCUUAAUUCCAUUCUUGAGCACCGUCAGCUCGAAGGCAUCGGAUGCUGAAUCCACUGAGGAAGCUAUCAACUCUGCAAUAGAUUAUGCAAAGAAACUUGGUAUCUGCAAUUCAGGAGAUUCAGUAGUUGCAUUGCAUCGUGUCGGCGGUUAUUCCAUGAUCAAGAUUGUGACUGUCACCUAGUUCCUUCCCGUCCAUCUCUGAUACUUGUAAGGGUAGAAUGCCGAUGUUGGAUAUUUGCAAGGGCAAAUUUUGUUAGAGGUUAUUGACCCUUGCUACCGUUAGCUAAUCUUAUGUCAGUUUAGUCCAAUAUCAGUUCGAGUCCUUGAGCCCUAUAUACUAUGCUCAGCUACACUGCAUUUUGUUGGCUAAUCUUAUGUCAGUUAAUUCCUAUAUAUUUACCUUUUUUUUUCUAAUCUCAUGUUUUAUUGAGUCAUAUGUACUUCUUUUUGAUCUCGUGUCCUAUAUGCUUCGUUUUUAGACGUUUUGUUAUGGGAUCAUUGCUUAAUGAGGUUGGUGCGUUCCAUUUUGUUCUAUGCCAUGCCUAUAAGCCAAAAAAAAU
Molecule: messenger RNA, 1997 nt
Organism: Oryza brachyantha (malo sina)
Lineage: Eukaryota; Viridiplantae; Streptophyta; Magnoliopsida; Poales; Poaceae
Product: pyruvate kinase, cytosolic isozyme-like
Exons: 3
Coding region: 77-1618 (513 amino acids)
Biological process (GO): glycolytic process
Cellular component (GO): cytoplasm
Molecular function (GO): magnesium ion binding; potassium ion binding; pyruvate kinase activity
Source: RefSeq, a predicted model, not a curated record